UCAUCUCGUAACACAGAAGAGAUACGGCCCGACCUUCGCCUUACGAACACAAUCGGAUUCAAGAUUCGACUACUGGUUUCAGAGCGAAGCCUGACCAAUGCUAUACUCCUCUCACAGUACGCUCACAUCAAGGGUGUACUUCUGGUUACACGCGGGAAUUCAGGAUACGGCAUGGAAGUUAGACAAAGUCAAGAACUUCCCGAAGCCGAAGAAAUCGAAGUCCAAGAGACGACAUUCUCGACUGAACAUAAAGAAUCAAACACGAGUCAAACAUCCAUCUCCCACCCAUCAUUCUCUUCAUGUUUCCUGUUGCUCUGUGUCAUUUACCACGUUCCUGUUGACCCCGAUCAUGUACUCAGUUGCAAGGCAGCAAAAUCAGACCAAAACUUCGGCUCAUGUGAUUCUCACCAUCUACCUUCCUAUUUCUGUUUCUGCUGACAGCACCUCCUGGUCGAAGAACGCUUCUAGAACCAACUGAUGAGUUGUCCACAUCCCUCUCCGACAUCUACCGACUCACCCUGCGAGUGUUGCAAGGCGUAAUACGUGUAGUCCUCUCACGUACCGGCCAAGCCUGUUUGUCUCUUGCGGCCAUGUGGUGUCCGUGCUGUAGAAAUGCACAAGUCGUAUCCGGAACAAGCGUUGCGUAAGUGAAAGCGCGACAAUGAAUGUCUGUUCCACUGGAUAGGAAAGCAAGUGACAAAGUCACUGGCUUGCUGAGUUUGGGUUGAUCCACCUUUUCAUAUAUAUUAUU
This is a messenger RNA of Aureobasidium pullulans EXF-150, 751 nucleotides long. RefSeq lists its product as uncharacterized. NCBI's taxonomy places the organism in Eukaryota, Fungi, Ascomycota, Dothideomycetes, Dothideales, Saccotheciaceae. The coding region runs from base 98 to 478 and encodes 126 amino acids. The transcript has a single exon. The record is from RefSeq and is a predicted model, not a curated record.